UGUGCUCCACUGACCCAAAGCCACAUACCAUGCUGCUAAAGAGCUAUGUGGCUAUGCCAGCCAUGUAGGUGUUUAAAUCAAAGCCCAGUCAGGCCUAGAGGAGGGAGGGCUCCGCGCUGGCCUAGGUCAGGUGGGGAGGGGGAGCUGUUGAAAUAUGGCUGGACAAACGUGUUAUCUUUUUUCUCCGGCAUCCGGCGUCCAGCCCCAGUGUGUCAUCAGUCUCAGCCCAGACCUGGCUCCAGCUCAAAGGCGAUGCUGGGAAACGGCAUCCAUAUGGUGCCACUAUAAAGAUCGCUCCGCACCUCCGCCUCAACCAAAGGUCCACACCAACCGCCUCACCGCCCACUGCCCACACACAUCUCAGCAGACUGCAGGGUGGCUCACCGUAUCCCAAGGCUGCAUCAGUCAGGGAGGUCCAGCUGAAUUUGCUAUGAAGAUACUGUAUCAUGUCAUUUUUCUACUUCUGCUGGGAGGGAUCUCCUGCCAGAACAAAAACAACGCCAAGCCAAGUGGAAAGUCGUCCAAAAGAGCUGGAAGUCAGGCUGGAGAUGGAGCGCAUGAUGAUGAUGCUGCCGACGGCGGUCGAGAGCCGGGCGCGGGGGGGCGCGGGAGCUCACACCAGACCACCUCCAGCAGCAAGGCAGCGGACGAGAUGAAGCUGCACUUCCUCAAGAACACACAGGUCACCUGCAACGACGGCACGGCCGCAGGGUUUUACCUAAAGGAGUUCAAAGGGAGCAAGAGAUGGCUGAUAUUUUUGGAGGGUGGUUGGUGCUGUUACAACAAAGACACCUGUGAUUCCAGGUAUAAAAAUACUCCUCGACUGAUGAGCUCCACCGACUGGCCCCAGACACGCAAAGGGACUGGAAUUCUGUCCCCGCAAACUGAAGAAAACCCUCACUGGUAUAACGCCAACAUUGUGUUUAUUCCUUACUGUACUAGUGAUGUGUGGAGUGGCUCCAAGACAACAAAGCCCAAAGAAAAAGGAAAAGACUCAGUGGAUUACACAUUCAUGGGCUCCCUCGUCAUACGAGAGGUGAUCAAAGACCUCACCACCAAAGGAAUAAAACAGGCCAAAGUUGUUAUGCUUGCCGGCACAAGUGCGGGGGGGACAGGUGUGCUGUUGAACAUUGAGAAGGUUUCCAGUCAGCUGGAGCAGCUUGGGGGUGAAGCUCAGGUGCGAGGGCUGGUGGACUCGGGAUGGUUUCUGGAGGGCCGGCAGCAGAAAGUCCUGGAGUGCUCCGACGGAGUGUCCUGCUCUCCGGUGGACGCCAUAAAGAAGGGACUGCGGUUAUGGAGCGGAAAUAUCCCGGAGAAGUGUCGGCAGCAGUACAAACGAGGCGAGGAAUGGCAGUGCUUUUUUGGACACAAAGUCUACUCCUCCUUGACCCCACCGCUGUUCGUGGUCCAGUGGCUGUUUGACGAGGAGCAGUUGCGCGUGGAGAACAUCUAUAUAGGGGGUCAGACUCUCUCGGACCAGCAGUGGACCUACAUGCAAAAUCUCGGCAGGGAGCUGAAGAACUCACUCAAGGAUGUCACGGCUGUGUUUGCUCCAUCUUGCCUGUCCCACACACUGAUCACCAAAAGUAACUGGAUGGAUUUCCAGGUGAAGGGCACGUCUCUCUCACGAGCGCUUCAGUGCUGGGACAAGAGUCUGCAGGAGGCCAACAAAAACAGCAAGACACCGGUCAAGGGCUGCCCCUUCCACCUGAUCGAUAACUGCCACUGGCCUCAGUGCAACCCCACAUGCCCUGCCCUCAUCGACCAGGCCUCGCAGCAGGAGCUAACGCUGCUCCAGGUGUUGGCCAGCAUGGGUCUGGACCUCCAGAAGCUGGGUCUGGACCCCAGGCGCGACGGCCACGCCAUCAGCAUCGUGGGCAGCGGGGGUUAAGAGGCGCAGGUGUAGCAGUGGCAUUUCCGUGGGCAUCCCUCACACUAUUUAGAUGUGGCUCAGAUAGAACGCUCUCCUGAUCCUCCUCAUCAUUCCGUCUGUGCUCCAACGUUCCGUGUCCUGACCGCUGGUUCUGCGCUGGGUUUCUGUGCUCGCGCGCUCUCCUGGCUCCGCCGUGUGUUCUCCAUAAAGGGAAGGUGUGUUCUCCAUAAAGGGAAGGAGUGUUCUCCAUAAAGGGAAGGAGUCCCUUUAACUUGUUACAGUACCAUGUCUGCAAAAUACUUCAAUCCAAUGACGGUGCUCCUUAAAUGCACCUCUCAUUUUUCUUUUGUCUUACGGAACCAUCAUAGUACAGUAUGUUUAUUUGUAUAUUUCAUAAACUCAAGCUCAAGUUUAGGUAGUUGAGUUCAGUGGCCGGGUUUUGGAAGUACAAAGGCAAAGUUAGAUCUGAGGCACUAGUUGAAGAGGGCACUGCCUUGAGCACCACAGCAAUCCUUCAGCCCCCCUCAGCUGUUCCUCCUCUCAGCGUGGCGGGUGGCUAAUUGAUCCGCAAUACUACUAAAGUGCUAGCAUACGCGCAUCACUGAGAUUUGUUUUGUCUAAUGUGACAACAUGGCACUGCAUGCCGCGAUAAAGUUCAACUGUUAGCCGUCAAUGUUGAAUACACGCAUGUGCAAUUUGUUCUUAUUUUUGCAAUGUGCAUGCUAGGUAGAGGUGUUUCUAAAAUGUCUUCCAUUUGAAGAUUUGAGAAAAUUCAACAUUGUACUUUAAAGUGAGGCAACAACCUGAAACAGAAGUAAACAUGUUGAAUGGGAUUUCGAGUAAGUUAUUUUUUGUUGUUCUUUUUGUUAGGGGCAUUGCUUUGAAAUGAGUGGGAUACAAAUGACAAGCUCAAAGUAUUGAGGGCUCUUUGUACUAAACUGGUAUUUACCUGAAA
Molecule: messenger RNA, 2828 nt
Organism: Alosa sapidissima (American shad)
Lineage: Eukaryota; Metazoa; Chordata; Actinopteri; Clupeiformes; Clupeidae
Gene: notum2
Product: notum pectinacetylesterase 2
Exons: 12
Coding region: 155-1891 (578 amino acids)
Molecular function (GO): hydrolase activity
Source: RefSeq, a predicted model, not a curated record